Molecule: messenger RNA, 3414 nt
Organism: Puntigrus tetrazona (Sumatra barb)
Lineage: Eukaryota; Metazoa; Chordata; Actinopteri; Cypriniformes; Cyprinidae
Gene: slc23a4
Product: solute carrier family 23 member 4
Exons: 13
Coding region: 106-1965 (619 amino acids)
Biological process (GO): transmembrane transport
Cellular component (GO): membrane
Molecular function (GO): transmembrane transporter activity
Source: RefSeq, a predicted model, not a curated record
UUUCACAAUCAUUAACCACAGGAUGGGACUUCUAAAACAGUGAGAUUCAUUUCGUAGGAGGAAUGUCCAUUAAGAGAUCCCAUUGACAAUUCUGCCUCCACACUCAUGGCUCCAGAGAAAACCGGUGACGGGUUGGAAAACUACGCAUUUACUGUUGACGGUGUACACCAUUUCUGUGAGUUACCGGAGAAUACAAAUGAAAGUGAUCGUUUCUCAGAGGAGGGAGACAGUAACAAGCUGGCAUAUUGUGUCACUGAUAUUCCACCAUGGUACCUUUGCAUCUUUUUAGGGAUUCAGCACUAUCUUACAGCUUUUGGGGGCAUCAUAGCCAUUCCUCUGAUACUGUCUCAGGGUCUUUGUCUACAACACGACAGCCUCACACAAAGUCACCUAAUCAGCACUAUUUUCUUUGUGUCUGGGGUGUGCACCUUGCUGCAGGUCACUUUUGGAGUGAGGUUACCCAUUCUCCAGGGUGGAACUUUUACACUUCUGUCGCCCACAAUGGCUUUGCUAUCAAUGCCUGAAUGGGCCUGUCCUGCUUGGACACAGAACGCCAGCCUGGUCAACACCUCCUCACCUGAGUUUAUUCAUGUUUGGCAAAGUCGAAUGCAAGCGCUCCAAGGCUCCAUCAUGGUGGGCUCCCUAUUCCAAGUGCUAGUGGGAUUCUCGGGUCUAAUUGGCCUCUUCAUGCGUUUUAUUGGCCCUUUGACCAUCGCACCAACUAUUUCACUAAUUGGCCUAUCACUGUUUGACUCAGCAGGCAUGAAUGCGGGUCACCACUGGGGCAUCUCUUCCAUGACAACAUUUUUGAUUGUGAUUUUCUCACAAUAUCUUCGCCAUAUUUCCAUCCCCUUCCCCAAAUACAGCAAAGCCAAGAAAUUUCACACCAGCAGGAUUUACAUAUUUCAGAUUUUGCCUGUCCUGCUAGGGAUCACUCUGUCUUGGCUGAUUUGCUACCUGCUGACGGUCUACAAUGUCCUGCCCUCAGACCCUGAUAAAUAUGGCUAUCUAGCUCGGACUGAUAUUAAAGGAGAUGUUAUGGGCAGGGCGCCUUGGUUCAGAUUUCCUUAUCCGGGUCAAUGGGGAGUGCCAACUGUUAGUCUGGCAGGAGUUUUUGGAAUCCUGGCAGGGGUCAUAUCCUCUAUGAUUGAGUCAGUGGGGGAUUAUCAUGCUUGUGCCAGGUUAUCUGGCGCCCCACCACCUCCGAGACAUGCCAUCAACAGAGGUAUUGGCAUUGAAGGCAUCGGGUGUCUGCUGGCAGGUGCCUGGGGAACAGGCAAUGGAACCACCUCCUACAGUGAGAACGUAGGAGCCUUGGGUAUCACCAAGGUUGGCAGUCGCAUGGUGAUUGUAUGCAGUGGCUUUGUGAUGAUUAUAAUGGGAAUGUUUGGGAAAAUUGGAGCCAUUUUUACUACAAUACCAACACCUGUUAUUGGAGGAAUGUUUCUGGUCAUGUUCGGGGUCAUUAUGGCUGCUGGUGUUUCAAGUCUACAGUAUACAGACAUGAACUCUUCGCGCAACAUCUUCAUCUUUGGAUUCUCCAUGUUCACUGGGCUUGCUAUUCCCAACUGGAUAAUGAAAAACCCCACAUCCAUAGCAACAGGAGUUGUUGAACUGGACCAUGUACUUCAAGUGCUACUGACAACCAGCAUGUUUGUUGGAGGAUUCUUUGGAUUCCUCCUUGAUAAUACAAUACCUGGAACAAAACGCGAACGAGGUAUUAUUGCAUGGAACAAGGCCCACCAGAAUGAGUCAGACAACACUUUAGAAAGUGAUGACGUGUACGGGCUGCCCUUUGGAAUAAAUAGCUGCCUCUCGUCCUUCGCAUGGACCAAAUAUGUGCCCUUCUGCCCUACACACAAAGUCAGCAGACAGGAUGACACGCCGUCCAGUUUAGAUUCCUUGGACACCAAAACAGAGCCUAACAAAGAUGAUACACACAUUAUAGCAGGGGUGGCAUUGUAGUCUGUGAUGGGGACUUCAAUUUUAAAUAAAGGCCCUUAAUUCUGUGACACUUAUGUAACAUCCAGAGGUACGAACUGAAUUGGCAGCUACCUGUUUAAUUUAACUUUUAAUAUAAGGCACUGUGCAAAUACUGCAUAGGCCCUAUCUAUCCAUUUUCAUCUAGACCUAUAUGAAUCAUCUGUCAACAUAAUGUUGAUUUACUUCAGUUGUUAUUUUCAUCACUGCUUGCUUUCAUUGUAAAUAGUAUCUGUGACCCAUCAUCUCAACUUUUUUUAAUAUAAAUAAACAUCACAAUCAACGAUGCCAGUUCGUCUUUAAAUCAGGAGGAUUUUUUCUUUCUUUUUUUUAACCUGUGGCGAUAGUAGUUCAAAUCAAUUGUGAAUCGGUUCGUUUGGACGCCUGUUCGUAAUAAACCCGGAACAAAUGAGCAUUGUUCGAUUCAUUUGACUCCCAACACUCUUCUGUUUCAUAACGGCGAUAAUAAAUCAGGUUUUUAAAUUCACGCAACAAAUCUAAUGGGUUCAUUGCAGUUUUUUUUAUUAGACAAGUUAAAAGGAACGCACAGUUUAUGGACAAUAAAUCCGUUAACAACUCUGAGGAGAUCGUUGAUGGACACAUGCUGAAGUAUUAUCUGUUAAAAGGGUCCUCAGAGGCUCUAAAACCCAGAUAACGAGCCCGUAUGAAUGAAAUAACUUCUGUUGAUUGACCGCGUUGAGGUGAAGUGACCAAAGAGUCAUAAAAAGAGUGCCUAUCAUACAAAAUGAAAUGGCACACCAACAAAAUUAAUUUAUUCUCACCAGUGAUUUACCACAAGAUGGCGCUAAAUAACAAUAAUUGAGACUCCAUUAUUCAACUCAGCUUGGCGCUAUUAAGACUAGUCGGUUGUCAAAGAUCCACACCUUUGCAAAUAGAUUAUCCUUCAGUGAAACUCUGUGGUUAAUUCUAAACAUUUUAUAACACUUUCUAAACUUUUAAGACGGCGCAAUCUAACAGCCUUCUCCCUUUGAAUAAACUAAUUUGUAACACAGACAUAUGCUGUAAGCUCUUGCUGCAAAAGACACCUCGCUUGUCUAAUUGUCAAAAUCGAUCUUCAGUGCAUCAGCAGCAGAUGUUUCUCUGAAUUCCGACGAAAGGCGUUGCUCUUACAAAUGCUUUCAUAAGUAAAACAGUGUAAAACACACCCAAGGUGCAUAGAAGUUGAUUUAGUGUUAUGGAGCUUGGAGUGGAAAGCAGUGGUCGGUGGAAAACUGUGGUAGGUCUGCUAAGUGCAAUAUUAUAUAUUGCAUUUGAAAAUCCUGGUGUCUCCUGUAUAAUCUGUGAAAUAUUGAGCUGAACAUGCAUAUACCUUUAUAUAAAUAAAAGUCUCUUUCUGCAAAUGUGUAAAAACUCGAAAAGAACUUGACAUUAUGUAAAGGUCAACAUUCAGUGAAGAUUUUUUAGGCCUGAAUC